GGGGGGCGAUACUUCGCCGCUACACUUCUAGUCUGUCGGAAGUCAAGAGGAAGAAGAAAAAGGCGAAGAAGCAGAAGAAGGCUCGGGCAACUGGUUCCCCGCCGUGUCUGUCUGUGCUCUGCUGUCCUCCCUGUACCUCGGGGUCAUAUAUGUCCGCGCUCCCUCCAUCUUGCUGCGGGCCGAGACAAAGAGGAGCCCCGCAGACGGCCGCCACUGACCGGGGCAUCUCAGGGUCAUCAGCCAGUAGGCAGUCACAGGUGGUCUAAAGCGCCCCGGGACAGGUACGAGCCAGUGGGACCUUCUCACUGGUAGAGGAACUAGCAGCUCUGUGGACUAAGUUGUGUGUUCUGGAGUAGAAGCCAUGCUGAUGUGUUCCUGUGGCAGUGGGUGCAGUGUUGCCCUCUGGUGGACCGUGGCUGUAAUGCUGUUGGGGGAGCUCCACGCAGACACCUCCCAAACACAGGUGCUCCAAGACCUGCUGACUCGCUAUGGGGAGAAUGGCACCAUCUCAGUCCCUCAACUGCGCGCCCUGCUGGCCCUGCUGAGCCAAGGCCCAGAGCAGGAUCCCACCCCGGCCACACAGGCACCGUCCAACAGCUCCAGGUGUCUGUCCACAGACACACUGGCUGUGUUUCAGAUCAGUGAGCAGGCUCACCUGGAUGAACAGCAUCUACAGGAGCUGUGCCCCACCAUGCUGCAGCAGCUUGGAGCGGGCUCCUGUAGGGGCCUCAAUGAGGAGGGGCCAAAUGCUGAGAUCUCCCCCAGGCCCACAGAUGCAGAAGUGUGGGGCUAUGGGAUCCUGUGUGUGACCCUCAUCUCUUUGUGCUCGCUGGUGGGGGCCAGCGUGGUGCCUUUCAUGAAGAAAACCUUUUACAAACGCCUGCUGCUCUACUUUAUCGCCCUGGCUAUUGGCACACUCUACUCCAACGCCCUGUUUCAGCUCAUCCCAGAGGCCUUUGGUUUUGACCCAAUGGUGGACUUCUAUGUGUCCAAGUCAGCCGUGGUGUUUGCAGGCUUCUACCUGUUCUUCUUCACUGAGAAGGUUCUGAAAGUGCUGCUCAAACCAAAAGCUGGGAGCCCCAGACAUGACCAUUACCCAGCAGCUGAGCACUACUCGGAGCCCGGCAGUGAACUGGAGGAGGGUGACAAGGAGAAGCUGCGGCAGAACGGUGAAGUCAACAGUUCUGCUUUGGAGCCAGGAGAGGGCGCCCUCAUGCUCUGCCCCACACAGACACCACAGGACACGCAGCGUUCCGACAGUGGGCUGUGCUCUAAGGGCCGCGGCUGUUACCGGCUCAAGGGGGCCACAUACUCGGACAUUGGCACACUGGCCUGGAUGAUCACCCUGAGUGAUGGCUUGCACAACUUCAUUGACGGCCUGGCCAUCGGAGCCUCCUUCACAGCGUCUGUGUUCCAGGGCAUCAGCACUUCUGUGGCCAUUCUGUGUGAGGAGUUCCCUCAUGAGCUGGGGGACUUUGUGAUCCUGCUGAAUGCAGGCAUGAGCAUCCAGCAGGCACUUUUCUUUAACUUCCUGUCGGCGUGUUGCUGUUACCUGGGCAUGGGCUUUGGGAUCCUGGCCGGGAACAGCUUCUCUCCAAACUGGAUCUUUGCUUUGGCUGGGGGCAUGUUCCUCUACAUCGCCUUGGCAGACAUGUUUCCAGAGAUGAAUGAAGUGAGUCUGGAGGAAGAGCGAGCAGGCAGUAGCAGCUUCCUCCUGACUUUUGCCAUUCAGAACACUGGUCUACUCACCGGCUUCUCCAUCAUGCUGCUUCUCACCAUGUACUCUGGCCACAUCCAACUGGGCUAGCAGCAAGGACCUCUCCCCUGUGCUUCAAAGAGCCGUGUGCAGCGGGCAUGCACACCAGUCCGGAGUUGGGAUGUGAACACAGAAAUUAUUAACUACCAGUCCUCUUCAGCCACAGAAGGAGCAAGGGCAUCCAAGCAUCCUCAAUGUUCAUGAUACCUGCUGUUUGUAUGUUUGUUGUUUUUUUUAAUGCAAAAACUUGUAAGGACCUAUCUGGAGUUAAAAGAAACUGGAACUACAACAUGCACUUGUUACUUGCUAUUUUUAUCACAUGAUACUAUAAAAAUGAUACUAAUUAGGUGUGGGACAAGACGUCAUUUCCACAAAAUGAGACAAGAGAUUGAGUCCACAAGAAUGAGACAAGAUAAGAUUUUGACAUAGUUUGUAAUAAAUCAAUUUUGCAGUUCAGUUGACAAUUUUGGCCUCUUUGUUUAAUAUUUUUGCUGUCAUCGUAGCACUGCUCUUUGGAUCUUCACAGCGUCUCAAAUGUAGUUCUCCACCAUUUAACCCCUUUUUGUCCAAUCCAAGAUGUAAACACAUGAAGAAAAAAACUAAAAAAAAAGUCAAGAUAAUUUUUCUCAUGUGCGCACAAUCUUGUGGCAAUUUUCUCAUGAAAUCUUGUCCCAUCUCUAAUACUAAUGUAACCAAAUAUUGCUGCUCUAAUGGGCUACAGUGGUGACUCUUCACUGGACCAGUGCACUACAGUACUAUUCAUUCCAUAGGUCAUUUGUUAUAUUUACAUGCUCAAUUGCUUCUUGGUUUAAAUUCAGGGAUCUCAUUUUGUAACUAAGUGCAAUGUUUCCCUACAGAGCUCAUCCUUCCAAAAGCCAUGAAGAAAAUGGUGUUAAUAUUGUUUUUUUAAUGUUGGUGUUAAAGUUGAGUGUUUACUUUGACAUAGGGCGAUGAGCCUGUCACGAUAAUUACUUUAUGGACCUAUCAUGCAAUAAAUAAUAGUUGGGACAAUAAUUUUUGGGGGUCAAUAUUUAUCGUGGGUAGUUUUUCAUUGUACUAGUGGGAAAAUGUGUUAUUUUUCUGUACUAUGAUAUUUGAGGAAAAAAAUGUUGAAUGAAUAACUAUGACACAUUCUAUGAGACAUUUAUAGAUACAAACUAACUACAGAAAUGUUUCAUAACUGCCAUUUAUUUAUUGCAGCAAAUUUACUGUACAUAUACAAUAUUUUUUUGGGGAAAAUCCUGCUUUAGGGUUUUUGCGUCAGUAAAACAAAUUGGUUUCAGUAUUAUCGUGUAUCAUCUAUAUUUACUUAAGCAAUAUAUUGCACUUCAAAAUGUGUUAUCGUGACAGGCCUAGCGAUGUGCUGAUAACAAUUGUGAAUCCUGUGAUAAUCUGCAGUUUUGAUGAUCUUGUCAUACACAGACCCUCUUCCCCACGCUCAUUCCUACCGUUGGUCAUGUGAGGGAGUGACAGCUGUACAGUAAAGUUUAAACUCCAUUGACAGUAUAAAGAAAUUAAAGAUGCUUAUUUUUAAACUUUUCUAGUGGAGGUUCUAACACCUGCUCUUCUCCAUAGAGAUGUUAUUGGUUUGCCUGGAAUGUUCCACAGUACGGCAUUCAAGGGUCCAUGUUAUGUCAUUUUCUGAUCUAUGUUAUGUUUCCUCAUCAAAAAUGUACCUGGAGUUGUUAUGUUUCAUUCACACAUGUUUAACAUACAAAUCCUGCAUAAUUAGUUCUUCUCUCAAAUGGAAAACACACACUUUUCCAAUUUGUGAUGUCAUGCGGCAAUACAGGAAGUGAUUCACUGUGUUCUUAAACUCCUUACAUAUUCACUAUCUUCAUUUGGAUACUUUCAGCCCUGGAAUUGGCAAUCUCUACUGAACUACAGUUAAAGGUAGAUGUUAACAUGAAAACUACCACUACAUGACAUCACAAGUAGAUGAUAGAGAUGACUAAUAAUAAAUGAUUACUCAAAAAUGUGUGAAGGAAAUUAAGCACAACUCAAGGUAUGUUUUUAAUGAGGUAACAGCAUUAUAAUAUGACUAAAAGCCCACAAGAAUCAAUUUUGUGUAAUAUAGGACAUCUAAACUUUGUGCCAUACUGUGUACAAGCUCAAGGUCACCAUUACCUCUAUAAAUACAAGAUUGUGUUCUACUCUAUUCUGUGGAGUAGAACAAGUCAAGGCAAAGCCUGGUGAGAACUGGACUGUCCACUACAAAGCUUAAAGUGCAAAGGCUUAUACAUUUUUAUAAUUCUGACUUGGGUUUGGUGAGAUAGUACCUUUGAUCAAUAUUUAUCAGAGUUUUACAUCAGUUAAGUGGCAGCUUGUGAAGAAAAGUUGAGAAGAAAAGAACAUAAAUACAGAAAGUAGCCGUGAGUUCUAAAACAGGACAUGUGUCAUAAAUGCUGAAAAUUCCAUCCAAAAUGCAAUUUAUUCAAAAUUUUAAAAACUACCGGUAAACAGAAUUUGUAGUGAAAUUUGUAUAAUGAUGUUAACUAUGUUUUAGUGAAAUGAGUAGUCUAAUCUUUCAUAUGCACUUUAUUACAAACUGAGGUCUAGGCUCUACAAUUGUAAUAAUAUUUUGACAUAGCCCCCAUCCAUACGUCAAUGCUCCCUGGCGAAAAGUAAAUUCUCAUGUUUUUAUUACCAUUGUGCAAAUUGAUUUCUGUCUUGCAGUAGAAAUAAGUCAUUUUAAUCAAACUAAAUGGGACCAAAGGAGCUUUGAGAGAAAAAUACAAAAUCUUUUCUAUGGAUUUAUUUUUUAUUUCUAAAUGUUGUUUGAGUUGAUAAAUGUUUUUGCAUAUCAUUACCCUGCAGUUACAAUUGCCUGUAGGAACACAAAAUGAGUCAUUCUAACACUUAAAUGUGAAAAUCCUGGGUAUAAAAGCUCUUUCAUACUUGCUUGCCUUCACAGUGUGGGUGACUGACAAGCACUAGCAGGUGGAGGUUUCAGGCGCCACAGCUUUGUAAAUAAGUGUAUACAGUUAAAGAGGGUCAAUUUAUAGUGCGUGACAGGAUUUCUAUUCUGUUGGCCCUGUUUGUGUGCCCAAAACUUAUUUUGUAUUAUGUUAUCUAAUUAUGGCAUUUUAGAAUAAAUGAACGAAUUAAAUAAGAAAUUGAUUUUAUAAAAUAUGUAGAAUAGAUUUUUAUUUAUUGAUUUUUGGUGUAUCUGUUCUAUUACAACUUUUCAAAAAACAAUCAAACAAAAAA
This is a messenger RNA of Periophthalmus magnuspinnatus, 4966 nucleotides long. It is a transcript of the gene slc39a14, whose product is annotated as solute carrier family 39 member 14. Bases 362 to 1807 code for a protein of 481 amino acids. Lineage: Eukaryota; Metazoa; Chordata; Actinopteri; Gobiiformes; Gobiidae. Gene Ontology annotation, biological process: intracellular zinc ion homeostasis; zinc ion import across plasma membrane. The record is from RefSeq and is a predicted model, not a curated record. Gene Ontology annotation, cellular component: membrane. The transcript has 10 exons. Gene Ontology annotation, molecular function: zinc ion transmembrane transporter activity.